Messenger RNA from Glycine soja, 873 nucleotides. Its product is annotated as protein PHYTOCHROME KINASE SUBSTRATE 1-like. Lineage: Eukaryota; Viridiplantae; Streptophyta; Magnoliopsida; Fabales; Fabaceae. Bases 1 to 873 code for a protein of 290 amino acids. The record is from RefSeq and is a predicted model, not a curated record. Gene Ontology annotation, biological process: phototropism. The transcript has a single exon.
AUGGUUAUCUCAACAGCCACUUCAAAUAACAACAACAUUCAUCAGUUGCAAUCUUUCAACUCUCAUAACAACAAUUACCACCUUCGUGAUGCGUCCUUUUCUUCGUACUUGAACAACAAAGAAGAGAUCCUGGCAGAAUCAGGCCAUGGCUAUGUCAACAACAGAAAGGAUCCUCUAGGAGUAAAGAAGGAAUAUGAUGGAGAAAUUGGAGUAUUUGAAGCUGAAAAGUACUUCAAUGGAGAAGAGAUUGAAAGCCCCCCAAGAGUUGCUAAUAAUGAUGCCAACAAGCAUCGGCCCCAAAAAGAUGAACAAACAACUCUUGUAACCAGAAAGUACAAAGUUCAAAAUGGAACUCCAAGUGUAAGGUCUGAAUCAAGCUUGAAUAGCCAAAGUGCACUUUUGCGAAGUGCUGUGACGAACUCCUCAAGGAACAUGAAAAGCAAAUUGCAUAGGAAGAGUUUUCUAGUUGGUCUUGGUUGCAAAUGCUAUUGUUCUGACAAGAAUUAUGUUGAUAUUAGUCACCAUGCAGGUGAAAUCAGUUUCAGCAAAAAUUCUAGUCAUGGAAAAACAACUUCAAGAAAUAUGUUCAAUGCUGAUCCAGAGGCUAAUCAUUCAGUUAAAGUUACUAGGCCUCACGCAGCCGAAAUCUCGAUUAACAAAGAUGUUUACUUCCAAAGCCCAGAGAAGUUAGGGGUGGGAUUGAGCAAAGAAAAUAGUUUAGCACUCUCAGGUUUGAAUUCUAGCUUAGGAAAUAAUCUGGCGAAAAUGCAACUUCUACAAGUAGAGAAGUCAAGGAAUUCAUUGGAAGUGUUUGGCUCCCCAAUAUUGAGUAGCAGGAGCAAGUCUUUGAGCAUUAAGAAAAUGCAAAAGUAG